Molecule: messenger RNA, 3039 nt
Organism: Megalops cyprinoides (Indo-Pacific tarpon)
Lineage: Eukaryota; Metazoa; Chordata; Actinopteri; Elopiformes; Megalopidae
Product: protein FAM53A-like
Exons: 5
Coding region: 351-1733 (460 amino acids)
Biological process (GO): protein import into nucleus
Cellular component (GO): nucleus
Source: RefSeq, a predicted model, not a curated record
AGGGAGGACAACGUACGUGGAUUUGAGUCGGCUGUUUGGUUCCUCUCGUUUUCCCCCUCGUUAUUUGUCUAAAUCAACGUCGGACAUAGCUAUAGGAAAUGGCGAUCUGCAUAACGCUAAAGGUUAUGAGGAUGCGUGACUGACGGUCCCUGCUAAUCGAGGCGAAGCUGGCUCUUUGGCAAGCAGAUGUCGACGUCUCCAAUGGCUGUGUUGAAUUGAGGUGCCGACCGCCUCUCUCUCCCUCCCUUCCCCACCCUUGGCCCUGCCCUUUCCCCUCGUGCUCUGUCUGGCGCCCUGCUCCCCACCAUCCUCCAUGGCUCCCUCUGCUUAAGUGACCCCUGGGAGCCCCGAUGCUGGUCGGUGUGAACGGCGAGAAGGGGACGGCCGCUAUGGUGACACUGCUCACCGAAAAGCUGCAGGACCAGAGCCUCAGCGACCUGCCCUACAAGGCCUACAGCAUCAAUCUGCAUCCUGAAAAGCUGAGCCAAGCUGUUGGCCUCUUCCCUUACGAGCUCCAUGAAAAGAGCCCCUGGAGAGUGAUCAGUAGGGGCUGUGCCCUCCAGACGGAGGCUUCUACCCAGAAUGCACCAUUGCCCUUCCCAGUGUGCCCCUUCAGCGGGCCUGUGGGCGAAGAUCCUCCGGGUUUGCGGCCGAGUGCGGCCCCCUGUGCGGCCCCUGGUGGGUACAGUGAUGGUGGGCCAUCUACCCUGCCUAGCUGGAUCAGCGCAUUGAACCUGAACGAGAACGGUGGGCCACCCCUGGCCCCACCCACCAAACGCCACUGCCGUUCACUGUCAGAGCCGGAUGAGCUGGCGCGCUGCCGCUCACCGUGGAGGCCUGGUAGCAGCUCCAAGAUCUGGACUCCCAUCUCCAAGAGGCGCUGCAACAGUGGGGGGGCUGCUUCCCUGCAGCGCUGCCACAGCCAUGGCAACGCUGGCCCACCCCUGCCACCCUCCUCCUCCUCCUCCUCUUCCUCUUCCUCUUCUUGCUCCUUCUCCUGUGGCCACGCCCUGCUCCUCCAGGGCGGCGGUCUGGGCGCAGCUGUCUCUCCAGUCCCCCGGCCUUCAUCGGCCAGCAGUGGUUUCGCGGAUGGUGGCAGCGGGGCCUCAUCUGCCUCCUCCUCCUCAGUGGCGGUGGCAGCAGUGGCGCCAGCCUGGCACGCGGAUGGCCCCCAUGUGCCACGCCGACGGCUCUCACUGUCACAGGAGCACAUUGCAGAUGCGGGUGGGGGCGCAGACGGCCUCCUGCCCUCAGCCAGCAGCACGCCUUCCUCCACGCCUGAGCUGGGCCGCCGCCACGGCCUCCUGCGCUGUCGGUCCCAGCCCUGUGUGCUGCAGGAGCGCAAGAGCGGCCUCAAGCGCCGCCGCGAGGAUGACAUCAGGUGGAGCCGCCCCGCCCUCAAUUUCCUCAAAAUGACACGGACAUUAAAAAACUCCAAAAGUCUUUGUUCGCUGGACUAUGAGGAUGACGAGGACUCCCACGCCAAGACCGUGGUGUCGUCGCCCUGUGACUCCGGUGACCUGCUGGCAUCGGCGGUGGAGGAGGGGUCGGUCCUGCUGAGUCUGGGCCUGCAGCCCUGGCCGCCCCACCCCCACCUGCAGAGUUUCAGCAGCGCGGCCACGGUCAGUGAGAGCGAGGAGGAUGAGGACACCAGUGACUGUGAUAGUGCCGAGGAUAUGCUCUUCCCUCUGGACUGCGCCGACUUAGACCUGGAGCAGAUCGAGAACAACUGACAAUGCUAUCCCCUUCUUGGCCAUCAGGGGCAAACCACUUCUUCCGGAGUUGCAUUCCACUUCACCAGAAAACCUGUUCCUCCCUCCCCGUUCCUCCCACAAAAAUGAACCUGAAAGACCUCUCCCCAGCGUUUAGUUGGAGGUGUGGAAGGCUACAUGUGUACAGCUGAAACUCUAAAUUUGACCUGAACGCAGUUUAGAGAACAGCAUAUUUUGGGUAAGAAAAUAAAAGUGGUUGAAAAAAAGAUGAAAUUAUUGAAAAUGUUAAAAAAGAGCAAGAGAGAGACAAUUUAAGUUGUAUAUAACAGCUUAGAAACAGGAAAAACAGGCUUGUUAUACAGGAUGAAUUUUCAAAGGGCAUUCUGGGAAAGACCAUAGAGUCCUACGUGGCUUCAGUGUGGGUCGACACGCUGCAUGUUCUGAGGUGGUGUUCUUGGUUUGAAAUGACUACCAAAGAGGCGAUUCAUCAGUUUCUAAGGUGACAUCACUCAUGGGUAGACUACUGUUCCUGAUCCUGAUCGUGCAAAAACUGCCGGACUGCCCAUGGUUAUAAAAUGUCACAUGGGCGAUGGCUUAGUGUUGAAGGUGCAGUCACCUCACUCACAAACACAGGCAACAUUGCAGGUAAAAUUGCUUCCUGUCCAGUUUCCAGGAGAUUUUGCCAUUAGUACAUUACCUCUUUGUUUGGAUAUCAUCGUCAUGUUUUUUUUUCUCGAGUAUCUGUUGGCGGCUGGAUGUGAUUGGGUGAAAUCGAAGGGAUUGUCCAAGGAGCACUUUGCGAGGGUGGAGUGGAGGAAAGGGGGUUUCCACAGUUUUUCGAUUUCAUUGGUUCUGCUGAUGCAAGUUGCAGCCUCCUGCCCAGAUCCCCCUGCCACCCCCAGUGGUAAAUCUGUUAUGGGACCCUGCUGUCUGUUAGUUUGUCUUUUGUUUAAAGUGCCUUUAAGGCUCCUCUUAACACUGAUCAAACCACCCUUGGCAUCAUGCACUAGCUCCCCCAGACUGUGCAGCUUGCGGCAGUAGCUGCUGUUUAUCCUCCAUAUCACAAGAGUACCACUAUUCAUUUCUUUUCAUUAAGAGCAUUUUAUUGGCCUGCCCAGCCCUCCCUUUACCCACCUGAUUUCCACUUUUGUGUUUCCCAGACUUCUCUGAAUGCUCUGUAAGGAUGAAAUGGAUUCUGGGAGAUUUUUUUUCCCUUUGACCCACAAAGGCCCUUUGAUAGAGAGUUCUUGAAGCUGUGGUCAGGUCCCCGGCAUACAGCUGUUCGGGAGCAAUGAAAUGUUGGCAUCAAUAAAGAUGGAUCUUUUGC